UCCGGACUCCUACCCCACCGCCGGCCACCCUGCGCCGGGUCCCUGCCGCCGCCGCCGCGCCCGCCGAUGGCUGGGAAGACGCUGUCGCUCCUGCCGCCGCUGCUGCUGGCUACUGCGGGUCUCGCCGGCCUCCUGCUCCUGUGCGUCCCCACCCGCGACGUCCGGGAGCCGCCCGCCCUCAAGUAUGGCAUCGUGUUCGACGCUGGCUCGUCACACACAUCCAUGUUUAUCUACAAGUGGCCGGCAGACAAAGAGAACGACACAGGCAUUGUGGGCCAGCACAGUUCCUGCGAUGUUCAGGGUGGGGGCAUCUCCAGCUAUGAAGACAACCCUUUGAAGGCAGGACAGAGCCUGGUGGAAUGCCUGGAACAGGCGCUUCGGGAAGUCCCCUCAGAGAGACAUAGUGGCACACCCCUGUACCUGGGCGCCACGGCAGGCAUGCGCCUGCUGAACCUAACCAAUCCGGAGGCCUCAGCCAGGGUCCUGGCUGCGGUGACACGGACGCUGACCCAGUACCCCUUUGACUUUCGGGGAGCACGCAUUCUUUCGGGCCAGGAUGAGGGCGUGUUUGGCUGGGUGACUGCCAACUAUCUUCUGGAGAACUUCAUCAAGUAUGGCUGGGUGGGCCGGUGGUUCCGGCCAAGGAAGGGGACCCUGGGGGCCAUGGACCUGGGAGGUGCAUCUACCCAGAUCACCUUCGAGACAACUAAGCCAGCUGAGGAUCCAGCCAACGAGGUCUACCUGCAGCUCUAUGGUCAGCACUACCGUGUCUAUACCCACAGCUUCCUGUGCUAUGGCCGAGACCAGGUCGUCCAGAGGUUGCUAGCCAGUGCCCUGCAGACCCAGGGCUCCCACCCUUGCUGGCCACAGGGUUAUUCCACCCAAGUACUGCUCGGGAAUGUGUACCGGUCACCCUGUACCUGGGCUCAGCGGCCCCAGGACUUCAACAGCAGCGCCAGGGUCACUGUGCAGGGCACUGGUGACCCUGAACUCUGCCGUGGCCUUGUCUUGGGGCUCUUCAACUUCUCCUCCUGCCGUUUCUCCCGAUGUUCCUUUGAUGGGGUCUUCCAGCCUCCUGUGGCUGGGAACUUCAUCGCCUUCUCUGCCUUCUACUACACUGUGGACUUCCUGAGGACUGUCAUGGGGCUGCCCACGGCCACACUGAGGCAGCUGGACACGGCUGCGGUGACCAUUUGCAACCAGACAUGGGCCGAGCUGCAGGCCCGAGCACCUGAGCACAAGGUCCGCCUGGCCGACUACUGCGCUGGGGCCAUGUUCGUGCACCAGCUGCUGAGCCGCGGCUAUGGCUUCGACGAGCGCGCAAUCAGUGGCGUGGCCUUCCAGAAGAAGGCAGCGGACACAGCCGUGGGCUGGGCGCUGGGCUACAUGCUGAAUCUCACCAACAUGAUCCCUGCCGAUCCGCCGGGCCUGCGCAAGGGCACCGCCUUCAGCUCCUGGGUGGUCCUGCUGCUACUCUUCGCUGCCUUGCUCCUGGCUGCGCUUGUCCUGCUGCUGCGCCGAUUGCGCUCUGCCAAGGCUCAGAACAUCAUCUAGGGUGCGGGGCGGGGUGGUGUGGACCUCACUCGCAGCACCUUACUCCGCAGUAACUGCCCCAGCACCCCGGGGGGGGGGACGGAACUCAGAUUGCCACCCACACCCACAGGGGUCCCAUGGGGGGCAAAGGAGACCCGCACCCCCUUUUCAGUCCCCCAGCGCCCCCAGCCCCGGCAACCGGGCUUCACCUUAACGCUUCUCUUUUUGAGCUGAGGGCCCCUCAGCCUGUGACUCAGAGCAGGGUCUCCAGGGAGUGGACCUGUGGCCCUUGAGGCCCCCCACGGUGUCCAGGCCUGUCCUGGGGAGGGUCAGAACCCAGGGCAGGGAGCCAGCCCAACGCCUACGUGUAAACGUUUUGUAAUAAAACAUCUUUCCUAGA
Molecule: messenger RNA, 1933 nt
Organism: Cavia porcellus (domestic guinea pig)
Lineage: Eukaryota; Metazoa; Chordata; Mammalia; Rodentia; Caviidae
Gene: Entpd2
Product: ectonucleoside triphosphate diphosphohydrolase 2
Exons: 9
Coding region: 67-1554 (495 amino acids)
Cellular component (GO): plasma membrane
Molecular function (GO): hydrolase activity
Source: RefSeq, a predicted model, not a curated record